Salvia hispanica is the source of this 1744-nucleotide messenger RNA. RefSeq names its product selenium-binding protein 1-like. The record is from RefSeq and is a predicted model, not a curated record. Lineage: Eukaryota; Viridiplantae; Streptophyta; Magnoliopsida; Lamiales; Lamiaceae. Gene Ontology annotation, molecular function: selenium binding.
AUUUGUUUGUACUUGCGUUGCGUGCCAUAAUUCUACUCGUUAAAACCUUAAAGGCGUUAUCUUUUUCAGUAGUUUGGGAUCUGGGCGUUGAGCAAGAACAAGAUAAGAGAGCCAGAAAGCUAGAGAGAGAUAGAGGGAGAUGGCAACAGAUAUUGAUUUGGCUUCAUUGCAGCAUGCAAAGGUGGAAAAUGGGUGCUGCAAGAAAGGGCCUGGCUACGCUACUCCGCUUGAUGCCAUGGCUGGCCCCAAGGAAACUCUUAUCUAUGUCACUUGUAUAUACACUGGAACAGGGAAGGAGAAGCCAGAUUACCUUGCAACUGUGGAUAUUGAUCCGAAUUCGCCAACGUAUUCUCAAGUCAUCCACCGGCUGCCCAUGCCUUACCUCGGAGACGAGCUGCACCACUCUGGAUGGAAUGCCUGCAGCUCUUGCCACGGAGAUCCAUCAGCUGCACGGCGGUUUCUUGUCCUUCCUUCGCUAGUGUCUGGGAGGAUAUAUGCCGUUGAUACUCAGAAGGAUCCGAGGGCUCCAUCUUUGCAUAAGGUUGUUGAUCCCAAGGAUGUAGUACAGAAGACGGGGUUGGCAUAUCCCCACACAGCUCACUGCCUCGCCUCAGGUGAAAUCAUGGUGUCGUGUCUUGGAGAUAAAGAUGGAAAUGCUGAAGGGAAUGGAUUUCUACUGCUGGACUCCGAUUUUAAUGUCAAAGGAAGGUGGGAGAAACCAGGGCACAGCCCCCUAUAUGGCUACGAUUUCUGGUACCAGCCUCGACACAAGACCAUGAUCAGCACGUCAUGGGGAGCUCCUGCCGCUUUCACCAAAGGUUUCAACCUUCAGCAUGUUUCCGAGGGUUUAUACGGGAGACAUUUGCACGUCUACAGCUGGCCAGGAGGAGAGCUGAAACAGACAUUGGAUCUCGGAAAUACUGGCCUCCUACCUUUGGAGAUACGGUUCUUGCACGAUCCAGCCAAGGAUACGGGCUUCGUGGGGUGUGCUUUGACGAGCAAUAUGGUAAGGUUUUUCAAGAAGCCGGAUGAGACUUGGGGUCACGAGUUAGCUAUAUCAGUGAAGCCACUCAAGGUGCAGAACUGGAUCCUACCCGAGAUGCCCGGUCUUAUAACUGAUUUCCUCAUAUCCCUCGAUGAUCGCUUCCUCUACCUAGCCAACUGGCUUCACGGAGACAUAAGACAGUAUAACAUCGAAGAUCCUGCAAAUCCGCGGUUGGCAGGCCAGGUUUGGGUUGGAGGUUCCAUCCGGAAUGGAGGUCCUGUGGUGGUGGAGGCAGAAGAUGGAACAACAUACCAGACCGACGUACCAGAUGUCCAGGGGCACCAACUAAGAGGAGGGCCGCAGAUGAUACAGCUGAGCUUGGACGGGAAGCGGCUGUACGCCACAAACUCUCUGUUCAGCACUUGGGACCGUCAGUUUUAUCCUGAGCUCGUGGAGAAAGGCGGUCACAUGCUCCAGAUUGAUGUGGACACGGAGAGGGGAGGUCUCGAGAUCAACCCUAGGUUCUUCGUGGACUUCGGAGCUGAGCCGGAUGGCCCCUCCCUUGCCCACGAAAUGAGGUAUCCCGGUGGAGAUUGCACCUCCGACAUCUGGAUUUGAGCUCUGUAAAAUAAAUUCUAUGGUUGCAGCAGAAAAUGUGUUGUGGAUUGUAUCUAGAAAAAUAAGUGCAGCCAUAUUUGUGUUUGGACUUUGGAUGAAACUUGAUUUAAUUAUACAGUCUUUCUACUCGUUUCUUUGAUA